GAGGGGUUGAGAGGCAAGAAGCUCCGGGGUUUGUACCUUGGCUCAUUUCCACCCUUUUGUCCACUGGAAUAGAGAGGACCCCCACAAGUGUCACGGGACUCCUCUGAAGUUACACCAUGGUGUGUACAGUAGCAGUGAUCGGGGCGGGUCCCUCAGGUCUGACCAGCAUCAAGAGCUGUCUGGAUGAAGGUCUGGAGCCCACCUGUUUCGAGAGCAGUGAUGACAUCGGGGGGCUGUGGAGGUUCAAGGAGCAUCCAGACCCAGGAAGGGCCAACAUCUACGAGUCUGUCAUCAUCAACAGCUCCAAGGAGAUGAUGUCAUACAGCGAUUUCCCUCCUCCUGCUCACCUGCCCAACAACAUGCACCACUCCCAGCUGCUGAGCUACCUACGACUUUACGCUCAGACCUUUGACCUCUUCAAGCACAUCUACUUCCAGACCACUGUGGUGAGUGUGCGUCAGAGGCCAGACUUCCCAGUGUCAGGCCAGUGGGAGGUGGAGACAGAGAAGAGAGAAGGUCAGAGGGAGACUCAGGUCUUUGAUGCUGUGAUGGUCUGCACCGGUCACUUUACACAACCACACUUGCCUCUCAAUGACUUCCCAGGUAUAGAGGAGUUUGACGGCAGGUACUUUCACAGUUGGGAAUACCGCAGUGCUGAGGGGUUGCAGGGGAAGAGGGUGGUGGUGGUUGGGAUUGGGAAUUCUGGAGGUGACAUCGCUGUGGAUGCAAGCAGAGUAGCGGAGCAGGUGUACCUCAGCACGCGGAAAGGGGCGUGGGUGGUCAGCAGGGUGGGGGCGGGGGGACUGCCAGGUGACCUGUUGGGCACUUCAAGAUUGGACAGGCUGGUGCAGAAGCUCUUCCCCUCCUGGAUUACCAGGAUGAUGGAGAAGAAACUGAACAGAACCUUCGACCACAGACUGUACGGCCUACAGCCAAAACACAGGUUCUUUGCCCAGAUCCCGGUGGUGAAUGAUGAUCUACCUGGUCGAAUCAUCUCUGGUCGUGUUCUGGUCAAACCUAACAUCAGGGAGAUCAAAGGCUCCAGUGUGGUGUUUGAGGACGGGAGCGUCGUGGAAAAGGUGGAUGUUGUGGUGUUUGCCACCGGCUACAACUAUGACUUUCCUUUCCUGCCUUCGGGUAUGCUGGUUAAUGGUGGUCACCGCCUGUGUCUGUACCGUCAUGUGUUCCCCCCGGGGCUGGCUCGGCCCAGUCUGGCUGUAGUGGGCUUCAUCUGUAACCUGGGAGCCAUCAACCCUCUGGCUGAGAUGCAGGCCCGCUGGGCCACCCAGGUCUUUAAAGGGUUACUAACACUGCCCUCAGAAGAAGCCAUGCUUCAGGACGUAAAGAGAGACACCAGCACCUUGCAAAACAGGUUUGCCUGUUUGGAGCGUCACCCUCUCCAGGUGGACCAUAUCCCCUACAUGGACUCCAUGGCAGAGGAGUUGGGGGUUCGUCCUAAUCUCCUAGGGCUGCUGUUGAGGGAGCCUGAUGUGGGUCUGCGUGUGCUGCUGGGGCCCUGCACCCCGUACCAGUACCGUCUGAGAGGGCCAGGACAGUGGGACGGAGCCCGACAGGCCAUCCUCACCCAGUGGGAGCGUGUAGCCCAGCCCUUCAGGACCAGGAUGCCCCCACAACCAGAGAGCAGAACCAGAGCCUCCUCUAGUCUGAUACUGAUACUGACUCUGUCUGGCACUGUUCUCCUACUAUCAACCUUCUAUACCAGACACAGUCUCUCAUCACUCCCCACAGGCCUCCUCUAUAAGAUGUACAGUCUACCUGAGAUCAUAUGUGGGUGGAAAUUAACACUAUGGGCCUAUUGCAUCCACUGUUGGCCACCAUCAUCCCGCACAGCUGGUCUUAAUUGUUUCCAAAAUGUACUGUUCUCUAAAAGCCGAGCUACAUGUGACGUCAGUGUUAACUUAGCCUCGCUUUAUCCAAACAUUUUCCAAGACAUGUUCGCACUCUACAGGCUAUUUAUUAUCUUUGGUAGAAAUAAAACCUAGUAACCGAGCAGACUAAGGGGUGAUUAAACUAUUUCACAAUCAUUCAGUGCAACUAAAAUAAAGCAAUUUCUUGUUUAAGACAGAAAGUAUACUGUGGCAAUAUCAGGGUUUUCCAAACGCGGUCCUGGGGCCCCCCUGGGUGUAUGUUUUAAUUUUUGCCCCAGCACUACACAGCUGAUUCAAAUAAUCAAAGCUUGAUGAUGAGUUGGUUAUUUUGAUCAGCUGUGUAGCGCUAGGGAAAACCAAAAUGUGCACCCGGGGGGGCCCCAGGACCAAGUUUGGGAAACCCUGGCUUAUAUGAAUGAAAAAUGCUGGUGCACUCAUUACUUUUUCAUUUCCAAAUUAUGUAGUCCAUUAAUUACAACUUGUCUUAUUAACUAUGGUUAUUUCUGAUCAAGAGGGCAAAACAAAUUAUCCCUGAACUGUCCAUAUUGAAAUUGUGUAACUAAAUCAAGCCAAUCAUGACUGAUUUCAUGUAAUCUAUGUUUUUAUUAAAUUCAAGGUAUACAGUGCCUUCGGAAAGUU
Messenger RNA from Salmo salar (Atlantic salmon), 2528 nucleotides. RefSeq names its product flavin-containing monooxygenase 5. NCBI's taxonomy places the organism in Eukaryota, Metazoa, Chordata, Actinopteri, Salmoniformes, Salmonidae. The record is from RefSeq and is a predicted model, not a curated record. Gene Ontology annotation, molecular function: N,N-dimethylaniline monooxygenase activity; NADP binding; flavin adenine dinucleotide binding.